Molecule: messenger RNA, 3164 nt
Organism: Cynocephalus volans (Philippine flying lemur)
Lineage: Eukaryota; Metazoa; Chordata; Mammalia; Dermoptera; Cynocephalidae
Gene: CRBN
Product: cereblon
Exons: 11
Coding region: 15-1349 (444 amino acids)
Biological process (GO): protein ubiquitination
Cellular component (GO): Cul4A-RING E3 ubiquitin ligase complex
Source: RefSeq, a predicted model, not a curated record
GCGGGUAAACAGACAUGGCCGGCGAGGGAGACCCUCCGGACGCGGCGCGCAACAUGGGCAACCACCUGCCGCUCCUGCCUGCAGAGAGUGAGGAGGAAGAUGAAAUUGAAAUGGAAGUUGAAGACCAGGAUAGCAAAGAAGCCAAAAAACCAAAUGUCAUAAAUUUUGACACCAGUCUGCCAACAUCACAUACAUAUCUUGGCGCUGAUAUGGAAGAAUUUCAUGGCAGGACUUUGCAUGAUGAUGACAGCUGUCAGGUGAUUCCAGUUCUGCCACAGGUGAUGAUGAUCCUGAUUCCCGGGCAGACGUUACCCCUUCAGCUUUUUCGCCCUCAAGAAGUCAGUAUGGUGCGGAAUUUAAUUCAGAAAGAUAGAACCUUUGCAGUUCUUGCAUACAGUAAUAUACAGGAAAGGGAAGCGCAGUUUGGAACAACAGCAGAGAUAUAUGCCUAUCGAGAGGAACAGGAUUUUGGAAUUGAGAUAGUGAAAGUGAAAGCAAUUGGAAGACAAAGGUUCAAAGUCCUUGAGCUAAGAACCCAGUCAGAUGGAAUCCAGCAGGCUAAAGUGCAAAUUCUUCCUGAAUGUGUGUUGCCUUCAACCAUGUCUGCAGUUCAGUUAGAAUCCCUCAAUAAGUGCCAGAUAUUUCCUUCAAAACCUGUCUCAUGGGAAGACCGGUAUUCAUGUAAGUGGUGGCAGAAAUACCAGAAGAGAAAGUUUCAUUGUGCAAAUCUGACUUCAUGGCCUCGCUGGCUGUAUUCCUUAUAUGAUGCUGAAACCUUAAUGGACAGAAUCAAGAAACAGCUACGUGAAUGGGAUGAAAAUCUAAAAGAUGAUUCUCUUCCUUCAAAUCCAAUAGAUUUUUCUUACAGAGUAGCUGCUUGUCUUCCUAUUGAUGACGUAUUAAGAAUUCAGCUCCUCAAAAUUGGUAGUGCUAUCCAACGCCUUCGCUGUGAAUUAGACAUUAUGAAUAAAUGUACUUCCCUUUGCUGUAAACAAUGUCAAGAAAUAGAAAUAACAACCAAAAAUGAAAUAUUCAGUUUAUCCUUGUGUGGGCCAAUGGCAGCUUACGUGAAUCCUCAUGGAUAUGUGCAUGAGACGCUUACUGUGUAUAAGGCUUGCAACCUGAAUCUGAUAGGACGACCUUCUACAGAGCACAGCUGGUUUCCUGGGUAUGCCUGGACUGUUGCCCAGUGUAAGAUCUGUGCAAGCCAUAUUGGAUGGAAAUUUACAGCCACCAAAAAAGACAUGUCACCUCAAAAAUUUUGGGGUUUAACUCGAUCUGCUCUGUUGCCUACGAUUCCAGACACUGAAGAUGAAAUAAGCCCAGACAAAGUAAUACUUUGCUUGUAAAUAGAUAGGGUAGGGAUAAAGUUAUCUAACAAAGUUAUGCCCCUGAUACGUACUUAAGUAAACAGCAACAUUACAUGGAGGGUUGCAGUUUCUUAGUCAAGCUAUAGUUGAAGAUUUAAGUUAAUCUUUGGAAGUAAUGAGAUUGUUUCCUGUGCAGAACGUAUUUUAAAUUCCCAUAAUGUGAAAUUGAUUAUUUGAUCCUGGGACAGCAUAUUUGCACUAGUGCUCCAAAUAUUGAACGUUCUGAGAGCUCAGGUGCCAAGUACGGUACAUGUUCUUUUAAGAGGCAAGACAAUGUAUAUUAUUCUAAAAGGGCUUUGUUCCUUUCAAUUUUCUUUAGCUUCUCUGAGUAUUGAUUUGUAAAUUUUGAAAAUAUUAAAGAGCCCAAAAAUAAGGUUUUCAUUUCCUUUAUCUGUUAGUGAAUAACAGUAUUUUGUGUAUUUGUUUAGUAUUUGUUUGAACUACAACCCCAGUUAUUCUGUUCCAUACAAAAGCUAUAUUUCGAAGCUUAAGUUUAAUUUGAACCUCAUCAAUUACUGUGGGGCAGAAAUGCCAAAACAUGGCUCUUUCAUAGAGACUAGAAAUGAUACUUUAUUUUGUGGGCCAUUCAGUUCAAUGUAAAUUGAAGAAAAUUUGUAAGUAAAUAAGAGCAAAACUAAAUUAUACAUGUUCUUUGUUUAAAUUAUGUAAAAUAUCUACUCAAGCAAAUAAUUUAGGUGUAAGAAAUAAGAUCAAGUUCUAGAUAGACUGCAUUGCCACCUACCUCUUUGCUUAUGUAUUCAAGGGUUUAGUGCGUCCUUUCACAUUUGUGUAAUUAACUUUGAUUUUAUAUAUAGUCCUUCACUACUUUACAUAACUUAUGCAAGAAAAGCUAACCUAUAGGAUGAGGCCAGAAACAGACUGUUAAAAUUUCUUUUGUUUUUUUUAAACCAAACAUGGAAUGGUUUUGAUUGCCUUGACUGGAAUCAUCUAUUGAAUAUUAUGAAAACAGAAUAAAUGAAAAACAACUUAAGAAUGCUGUUGUUUAGGAUCUGCCCCUGCCUUAUUCAGUAUUUUCAAGGAAGGGUAGUUAUGAAGUGUGCUGUAUACAAUGUCAUUUUUUUUUUUCUAAACUCCACUUUCUUACUAAUAAUCUUGGGUUUGUAAGACUUCACUGGUUGUUCAUAUGUUUUACAUUGCACUAAAACUUACUCUACUAACUGGAUUCCAGGGAGUUCUUUUCAGUAGCAUAGUGCCUCUCUUUAGAUUGAAAUUUAAACCAGCUGCAGUGAGGAAGCAUUGCUUUUACCUUUGCCCCCGAAAGACGUUAUCUCAGAAUUUUUACGUUGUUUACUAAUACUUGCAAAUAAAUCUUCUGAUAUGUAAAAACAUGCAUAUAAUACUAUUUAAAAGGUUUUUUACACAGGACAAAGCCAGACUGUGGAAACUCCUUACAUGGGAUAGUAGGAAUUCUGUGAUGUUGGGUCCAAAUAUGUAUUUUAGUAGUAUUUAAUAUUUCAAUAUAUUAUUUUAUAACGCAUUCAAUUACUGACCCGGGUGUAGUUUUUUCUGAGGCUCCCUCUCUUGGAACAUAAUCCCAGUUACACUGUUUGUCACACUUCCUUUUAGUUGGGUUUCAAUAGAAAUAUUAUGCUCUGCAAACUUGUUUUAUCAAGUCCAAAACUGCUUUUUGCCCACAGAGUACAAAUGUUUGAAUAUAGCAGCUGAAAUAAACAAUACUUUGUGCUCUGUAUCUGUUUACCAAAUGAAAUCAUUCAGGGCUCAAUCUUUAAAGAGAAAAUAUAUAGUAAUGUAAGCCUUAUCUUUUAAUUAAUA